Molecule: messenger RNA, 907 nt
Organism: Arachis ipaensis
Lineage: Eukaryota; Viridiplantae; Streptophyta; Magnoliopsida; Fabales; Fabaceae
Source: RefSeq, a predicted model, not a curated record
UACAACACACACGGAAAAUUGCAACCGAAAAUUGCCAGCCAUUUCUUGAACCGCUGUGAAUUGGUGGGAUACCAGCGGUUCUAUUAGCAUUUUUAAGCUCCGUUGUAAAUCGGUCAAAAUAGCGCCUGUUUGGUAUUCCAACAGCAGCAAAUAACAUUUUGUCGAUUUGAAUAAAAACCCCUCGCCUUCAACAUUUGGGAGCCAGUCUUCUUGUUUCGUGCGAACAAUAAAGGGAGCAAAGGCGUGAAUCUCCCUCUCGAACCCUUGCCGGCAUGUAGCUCCCUUCAGCUGCUACGUCCUUCCCCAUCACCGAUCUGCUUCUCCGCCGUUUAGCUCCCGAGUGCGAAAGGGAACUGGAAGGGCGCGAAACCAUCGUUCUUCCCUCUACCGUGCUCAUCCGUGUCGUCGUGGAGUCGCGUGGCUGCCCAUCCGUCUUGGUGCUGUGGUCGUUUUCCUCUUCAUCCUUCCCCCUUGCCCUAUUGUGCGCUACUCGAUCACCCUCUCUCUUCUCACUUUUCAUGCUCCUGUUAGAUGUCUUUAACAAAGACAGGACAUCUUUACCUCAACCUCUGCCAAAUCCACCUCCUUUGGCUCCCAUUCCUAUUGCUGCUCCUGCCCUCAAACACAAGAGAUGAUAAAUGAGAAGUUGAAGAAAGCCGAGGACCUUGGCGAGCAAGGAAAGGUUGAUGAGGCGCAAAAAGCAUUGGAAGAAGCCGAAGCACUUAAGAAGCUUCCGACAAGGCAGGAGCCUGUAGUGGAUAAUUCAAAUUCUUCAAAAUAUAUAGCUGCUGAUGUGUGGAUUGUGAGUAGAUUUCCUGUGUUCUAUAACUUUAAUGAGAUAAUAUGCACUCAUAUUUCGAUUACAUUUCAAAUGAUGCAUCAAAAUAUAUGAAAUGUGUAAUGUCAA